GCGUCGGACCCCCUCUGGAGCCUUGGAUCUAAACAUUUUUUCCUGAUGGAUUUGGAGUCGCGCGCUCCGUAUCCCGCGUGCGUCCUCGGGUGACAACCGGACACGCACGAGCCUGGACCGCUUUUUCCGCACGAGCUCCACACCUGAAGUGUCCAUGAUGAGAAGAUGGCUGGCGCCUGUGUGUUUCCACUGGGACCUGAGAGCUUCCAGCUGUUCACCAGGGACUCACUGUGCGCCAUCGAAGAACGAAUCCGAGCCCAAGAGGAGAAGAGGAAGCACUACCAGGAGGACCUGGGGGAUGUGGAGGAGCCUAAGCCCCGUCCGGACCUGGAGGCCGGGAAGACCCUGCCCCGGAUCUUCUCCGAGAUUCCAGCGCACCUGAAGGGGGUCCCCCUUGAGGAUAUCGACCCCUACUACAGGAACCAGCGGACGUUCAUCGUGUUGAACAAGGGCAAAGCCAUUUUCCGCUUCAGUGCCACGUCUGCCCUCUACCUGUUCAGCCCGUUCCACCCUGUGAGACGCCUGGCCAUCCGCGUGCUGGUCCACUCGCUCUUCAGCCUCUUCAUCAUGUGCACUAUUCUGACCAACUGCUGCUUCAUGGCCAUGUCUGACCCGGCCUACUGGACCAAGUACCUCGAAUACACGUUCACGGGGAUCUACACCUUCGAGUCCCUGAUAAAGAUCCUGGCGCGAGGCUUCUGCGUCGGACCCUUCACCUUCCUCAGAGACCCAUGGAACUGGCUCGACUUCAGCGUCAUCGUCAUGGCAUAUGUCACAGAGUUUGUGGACCUCGGCAACGUCUCUGCGCUGCGCACGUUUCGGGUUCUGCGAGCGCUCAAAACCAUCUCUGUCAUCCCAGGGCUGAAGACCAUCGUGGGCGCUCUGAUCCAGUCUGUGAAGAAGCUGGCUGAUGUGAUGAUUCUCACAGUGUUCUGCCUCAGCGUCUUUGCUCUGAUUGGUCUACAGCUCUUCAUGGGAAACCUACGACAGAAGUGCGUCCGCUCCACAGCUCACUGCUUCCACACAAACGUGACGUCGGUGGGCACCACCGUCUUCUACUGCAACAACAAGACCUGGGCCUCACUCGAGAACUUCAUCAACUCUGAAGAAAACUUCUACAAAGUGGAGGGAGCCAAAGACGCCUUAAUCUGUGGCAACAGCAGCGAUGCUGGGAAGUGUCCUGACGGCUUCGUGUGCCUGAAGUCCGGGAGGAAUCCAAACUACGGCUAUACAAGUUUCGACACCUUUGGGUGGGCCUUUCUGUCCCUGUUUAGACUCAUGACACAAGACUACUGGGAAAACCUUUACCAUCAAACGUUGCGCUCGGCUGGUAAGACGUACAUGGUGUUCUUUGUGGUGGUCAUCUUCCUGGGCUCGUUCUACCUGGUAAACCUGAUUCUUGCGGUGGUUGCCAUGGCGUACGAGGAGCAGAAUCAAGCCACCAUCUUGGAAGCCAACCAGAAGGAGCGCGAGUUUCAGGAGGCGAUGGAGCGGCUCAAACAGGAGCAGCAGGCCGCGGCUCAGAAAGCCCUGGACUCCGACUCGGUGAUGUCACGUGACCUUUCACCUUUCGCUCCUCCGCUGACCCCUGACCUCACAGCGGAGGAGCGGAGGCGGAGCCAAGCGCUAGUGGGCGUGGCCAACCUGGAAGCCAACCUAUCAGAAGAGAGGCUGCUCACAGACUCCAAGCCGCUCCAUCCCCUCCUCUCUCGCUCGUUCUCGUCGCGCCGGUGCUCUCAGGUGUCCUCCAUCUUUAACUUCGUGCUGAGAGGGCGUGGCUCUGAGGGCGAAAUGGCCGACGACGAGUUCAGCGUCCCCGGUGACGUCCUGGAGGGGGCGCCUUCAAGGUUCACCUCCACAGGUGUGUACAGCCCCAGCGCCUACACCGGGGGCCAGUACAGCACCGCCGGACCUCUCACCUCCCUCCAACACUGGGCCAAAAGAAGAACCAGCACCUUCAGCACGCACAGCCGCACCUCACAGGUUUUCUUCCCCACCCUAAACGUGAACGGUCGGCUCUUGGUGGGUUUGGAAAAUGGCGUCUCGUCUCCUCCGCUGCCCGGGCAGGUCCCAGGGCAGGUGCCACCCUGCGCCAUGGAGAAACUCAACGAGGAGAGCGUCCCGACUUCGUCCACUGAGCUAAGCACGAUGCUGCUGCCUCGACCCUCGUCCAAUCACAGCUCAGAGAGACGGGGGCGGACCCUAAGUGCUGCAAGCUGUCUCACAGACGCCAUGGAGGAGCUAGAAGAGACUCACGGCCGCCGCUGCCCCCCCUGCUGGUACGUGCUGGCACAGCGUUUCCUGGUGUGGGAGUGCUCCCCCUCCUGGCUGCGGCUGAAGGCGGCGGUUAAUGUUAUGGUAAUGGACCCUUUUCUGGACCUGGCCAUCACGGUCUGCAUCGUCCUCAACACGCUGUUUAUGGCCAUGGAGCACUACCCUAUGACGGACGAGUUCAACAGCAUGCUGUCCAUCGGAAACCUGGUUUUCUCUGGGAUCUUCACGGCUGAGAUGGUUUUGAAGAUCAUCGCGUUGGAUCCGUACUUUUAUUUCCAAACUGGGUGGAACAUCUUUGACAGCAUCAUCGUCUGCCUCAGCCUCAUGGAGCUCGGACUGUCCGACGUGGAGGGACUGAGUGUGCUCCGGUCCUUUAGACUGCUUCGUGUGUUUAAACUGGCUCGUUCUUGGCCCACUCUGAACACUCUGAUAAAGAUCAUUGGAAACUCCAUGGGCGCACUCGGGAAUCUAACCCUCGUCCUCGCCAUCAUCGUCUUCAUCUUCGCUGUGGUUGGGAUGCAACUCUUUGGCAAAAACUACCAGGACUGUGUGUGUAAGAUCUCCCGAGACUGCUCCCUCCCUCGCUGGCACAUGAAGGAUUUCUUUCACUCAUUCCUGAUCGUGUUCCGGGUUCUGUGUGGGGAGUGGAUUGAGACCAUGUGGGACUGUAUGGAGGUCGCCGGCCAACCCCUCUGCAUCCUGGUUUUUAUGCUCGUCAUGGUCAUCGGAAACCUCGUGGUGUUAAACUUGUUCCUGGCGUUGCUCCUCUCCUCCUUCAGCUCUGAUAACCUCUCAGCUCCAGACGACGAUGGAGAAAUGAACAACCUGCAGAUUGCCAUCAAACGUAUCGGCACCGGAGUCAGCUGGUGUAAAGACCAGGUGCUGGACUUCUUUAACGGGAAUCUGAAGAAGAGGAGAGAGAAACGGAGAGAAGCUCAAAUCCAGGCUCUGAAACUCAAGAGACUGAGCAGCAUCCACACAGAGGCCAACGGAGGAGUUAUAGGUCGUCACGUGGAGAAGUACGUGGCCUCAGAUGACAGCUACAUGACCAACGCCUCCCUGACCCUCAGUGUGCCCAUCGCCCCGGGAGAGUCCGACAUCGAGUUCCCCGAAGAGGAGGAGGAGGAGGCCAGUGAUGAAGAGCAGGAGCCCGACACGAAAGAUGACAUCAGCCUCUCAGAGGGCAGCACCGUGGACCUGAGGAAACCCGGAGAGGAGGAGGACGACUUCUCUGAACUGGAGCAAGAAGCAAUGGACCCAGAAAACUGUUUCCCUGAAGUAUGUGUGCGUCGCUUCGGCUGCUGUGACAUCGACACAUCCUCAGGCCCGGGUCAGGUCUGGUUCAGACUCAGGAAGACAUGUUAUCAGAUUGUGGAGCACAGCUGGUUUGAGACCUUCAUCAUCUUCAUGAUCCUGCUCAGCUCUGGAGCACUGGCCUUUGAGGACAUCUACAUAGAGCAGAGGAGGGUGGUGAAGACGGUUUUGGAGUAUGCUGAUAAGAUCUUCACGUACGUGUUUAUCCUGGAGAUGAUCCUGAAGUGGCUCGCCUACGGCUUCAAGAAGUACUUCACCAACUACUGGUGCUGGCUCGACUUCCUCAUCGUCGACGUCUCUUUAGUGUCCCUGGUGGCCAACACUUUGGGAUAUUCGGAUUUUGCGGCGAUUAAAUCCUUGAGGACUCUGCGAGCGCUGCGUCCGCUCAGAGCUCUGUCACGCUUCGAGGGAAUGAGGGUGGUGGUGAACGCGCUGAUUGGAGCCAUCCCCUCCAUCAUGAACGUUCUCCUGGUGUGUCUGAUCUUCUGGCUCAUCUUCAGUAUCAUGGGCGUCAACCUCUUCGCAGGAAAGUACGGCCGCUGUGUGAAUCGAACCGGUCACCUCUACGACGCAGGGCUCGUCAACAACAAAUCCGACUGUCUCGAGCUCAAUUCCACCAACUUCUACUGGACCAAGGUCAAGGUCAACUUCGACAAUGUGGGAGCGGGCUACCUGGCUCUGCUGCAGGUGGCGACAUUCAAAGGCUGGAUGGAGAUCAUGUACGCUGCUGUGGACUCCAGAGCCGUGGAGGAGCAGCCCAUAAAGGAGAUAAACCUGUACAUGUACCUAUACUUUGUGGUCUUCAUCAUCUUUGGAUCCUUCUUCACUUUAAACCUCUUCAUCGGAGUCAUCAUCGACAACUUCAACCAACAAAAGAGAAAGUUAGGAGGACAGGACAUUUUUAUGACCGAGGAGCAGAAGAAAUAUUAUAACGCCAUGAAGAAACUGGGCUCCAAGAAACCUCAGAAACCCAUCCCCCGACCACUGAACUCUCUUGCGGGUGUGUGCUUUGACCUGGUGGGUAAACAGGCCUUUGACAUCGUGAUCAUGGUCCUGAUUCUUCUGAACAUGAUCACGAUGAUGGUGGAGACGGAUGAGCAGCCGCAGCAGAUGGAGAGGAUCCUGUACUACAUCAACCUGGGCUUCAUCGUGGUCUUCACCAUCGAGUGCAUUCUGAAGAUCCUGGCCCUGCGCUGUUACUACUUCACUGUGGGCUGGAACAUCUUCGACUUUGUGGUGGUGAUUCUGUCGAUAGUGGGCAUUGUACUGGCCGACAUCAUAGAAAAGUACUUUGUCUCUCCGACCCUGUUCCGAGUGAUCCGAUUGGCUCGUAUCGGCCGUAUCCUGCGCCUGAUCCGCGGUGCUAAAGGCAUCCGCACGCUGCUCUUCGCCCUGAUGAUGUCACUUCCUGCCCUCUUCAACAUCGGGCUCCUCCUCUUCCUCGUCAUGUUCAUCUACGCCAUCUUUGGGAUGGCCAAUUUCGCCUACGUGAAGCGCCAGAACGGCAUUGAUGACAUGUUUAACUUUGAGACCUUUGGGAACAGCAUGCUGUGCCUGUUUCAGAUCACCACCUCCGCGGGUUGGGACGGUCUCCUGGGGCCCAUCCUCAACAACUCCCCCCAGGAGUGUAACCCCGACUUGCCCCACACCGGCACCACCGUGAGGGGCAACUGUGGUAACCCCUCUGUGGGCAUCACCUUCUUCGUCACCUACAUCAUCAUCAGCUUCCUCAUUGUGGUCAACAUGUACAUCGCCAUCAUCCUGGAGAACUUCAGCGUGGCGACGGAGGAGAGCACGGAGCCGCUGAGCGAGGAUGACUUUGAGAUGUUUUAUGAGGUGUGGGAAAAGUUUGACCCGGAGGCCACACAGUUCAUCGAGUACUCCAAACUGUCCGACUUUGCUGACUCUCUGUCAGAGCCGCUGCGCAUCGCCAAACCCAACAAGAUCAAACUGAUCUCCAUGGACCUGCCCAUGGUCAGCGGGGACAAGAUCCACUGCUUGGACAUCCUGUUCGCUUUCACCAAGCGCGUCCUGGGAGAGUCCGGAGAGAUGGACGCUCUGAAGCAGCAGAUGGAGGAGAAGUUUAUGAUGGCCAACCCCUCCAAGAUCUCCUAUGAACCCAUCACCACCACACUGAGGCGCAAGCAGGAGGAGGUGUCGGCCACAGUGAUCCAGCGCUGUUACCGCAGACACCUGGUGCGACGACAGGUGAAGGCCGCCUCCUACCUGUACCGACAGAUCGCCACGCCCCAUCACCAGACUAUACCCGACGACGCCAUCUUUGGGGAGGACGCGCCUGAGAGGGAGGGGCUCAUCGCCGCCAUGAUGAGAGAGAACUACGCCGCCGGACUGUUCGCCAUGGAGCGAUCCGAAACGCUCUCCACAGGAAUCAUCUCGUCUCCGCCUUCGUAUGACAGCGUGACCCGAGCCGCCAACGACCUGUCUGCACCUACCGCAAACACCCUGUCUGUCCCUGUCACGAACGACCUGCCCGCACCUGUCUGCAACCUGUCGGUACCUGCCACAAACACCCUGUCUGCUCCUGUCACGAACCUGUCAGAACCUGCCGCAGUGACUCAGGGCGGGACAGAGCGGCCGGAGCACAAAAUGGAGGAGGCACACAAAAUGGAGGACGUGUACAAAAUAGACUGCGUGACGUCUUCUUCCUCAACGACGGUUGCUGCCUCCGUUGUCGCGGUAACGGAGAGAACGGCGGGAAAUCAGGAAAGUGGACCUUAGUCACAGACAAACCCGAUCGCAGAAAUAUACCUGAGUUUUACCUGAAAUUAAAAAAAUAAAAUACAAAACAUGUUUAUAAUUCCACAUUUUCACAAACUCUAAAUGAAAGAUGUCAAAGGUUUAAGCUUUACGGUCCUCACACUCAAACUCAGACUAAAUCAACUUCAAAUUGUAAUAACUUCCACUAAAAGCACAUAACAUUUACUGUAAACGAUUCAGAAUCUGACUCAGGAAUCCAUCGCAGACUCCCUUUAGAGAGAAAGUCCUCAAAAUGUCUCCUCUGCAAAACCACGCUCAGAUGUCUCCUGUUGAUUGGCCGAGU
Messenger RNA from Periophthalmus magnuspinnatus, 6649 nucleotides. RefSeq names its product sodium channel protein type 4 subunit alpha B-like. Gene Ontology annotation, molecular function: protein binding; voltage-gated sodium channel activity. Lineage: Eukaryota; Metazoa; Chordata; Actinopteri; Gobiiformes; Gobiidae. The coding region runs from base 166 to 6327 and encodes 2053 amino acids. The record is from RefSeq and is a predicted model, not a curated record. Gene Ontology annotation, biological process: neuronal action potential; sodium ion transmembrane transport; membrane depolarization during action potential. Gene Ontology annotation, cellular component: plasma membrane; voltage-gated sodium channel complex; axon. The transcript is spliced from 35 exons.